Solea solea (common sole) is the source of this 3519-nucleotide messenger RNA. Its product is annotated as target of Nesh-SH3-like. Gene Ontology annotation, molecular function: protein binding. The coding region runs from base 160 to 2604 and encodes 814 amino acids. The transcript has 22 exons. The record is from RefSeq and is a predicted model, not a curated record. Gene Ontology annotation, biological process: positive regulation of cell-substrate adhesion; extracellular matrix organization. Lineage: Eukaryota; Metazoa; Chordata; Actinopteri; Pleuronectiformes; Soleidae.
UCCACAGAGAGGACGUCCAACUGCUGAACAAGUCCUAAGAGGAGACACUUAGUGAAGUUGUCCAGCUCCUGGUCCUGGUCCUUGUUCCGGUCCUGGUCCUGUUCCUGGUCCUCGUACUUGUCCUCGUCAUUGUGUCCUGGACGGUUGAGUUCAUAGGUCAUGGCGGGCACUGAUGUCCUCCUGCUGUUGCUCGGGGCAACGACUUUGCUCAUAGGGACAUCAGCUCAGAGAAGCAGAGUUCGUGGUCAAAACAUGAAAGUUCGCAUUAAUGCGACGGGCGACACCAUCGUGAUGAAGUUCGUGCGUCCCAGUGCUGACGUAAAGUUAGAAGGUUACAUCCUCGGAUACGGCAGCAGCGUCUUCUCCAAACAGUUCUUUCAUCUGCCGGAGAACGGACGAGUCUACGAGACUGAGCUAGAUGCUGAACCUAAGUACCUGGUGGCAGUGCAGCCAAUCCCAGCCAAUGAUGUGAAGAAGCACUGCACAGGUAAGGUGGACCUGGAGAAGCCUCUUCACGUGGUCCUGGGCUCUGUCAGUCCCACGGCGGUUCUUCUGUCCUGGGGAAACCACCUGAAGACGCCGUAUGAAGGAAACAUCAUGAACGAGUGUCUGGCAGAUGGGUUUUACACCAUCCGGUACCGGGAAAGGAACAAGAAGUGGAAUUACCAGACGUGUCCAACCAGCGACACGGUUGUGGACAACCUGAAACCCGACACCGCGUACGAGUUUGGCGUGCGGUCCAACAGCGACGAGCGCAGCGGGACGUGGAGCAGACCCGUCCUCCACAACACCAACAUGAGCAAGAAAAACACUCACAAGACAUUUAAGCUGCGAAAGACUCUGUCCAAGUCCCUGAAGCCUGCUGGAGCUCUCUUCCCUCCUCGUCCAGUUCUACACAAUCGCACUCAACCAAGAAGACAACCUGGACUCAGUGGAGCAACACACACACAUGAUGGACAUGUCCACUCUGAUGGAAACCUGGUUCCCAUGACGACCGUCCCUCUGUCCUCUUCUGCUUCAGACAAUGGAAACAACACCAAGCGCCCGCUGGAUCCUGGUGCCUCUGUCCUGCCCCGACUCCAGUCGUCCUCCCCGUCCUCCACAUCCUCCCCGUCCUCCCCGUCCUCCAUGUCCUCCACAUCCUCCCCGUCCCCUCCGUCCUCCACAUCCUCCUCGCCCCCCCUCACUGACAGUGAUGCAGCAGAGAAGCGUCACAGCCCUGAAGCGUUUAAACCUCAGGACAAACUCCUGCAGCUGAGAAAAGCUCUGAGCAGUCAGAGGACUGAAGGUCAAAGCAGAAACCUGAACCCAGCUCCCAAAUCCUCCAGGCCUGCGUCAGGAAACCCCGUCUUUCCCGUCUCUAACGGCUUCAGACAGUCCGGGUCCUCUAGACACGGUAGCUUGUCCCCGAACUCCGGGAUACUCAGGGUACAUGGACAGCUCCACCGGGGCGUCUCCCCUCCUAAACCACUGUUAUGGCAGAGACACCGGCUGGGGUCUCCAGUUCGUCCUUUGAUUCCUAACAAGAGACCAAACCUGGUUGGGAAGCCUGGAGACUCAGACAAAGUCAACAACUUCAAACAGACGGACAACUUAGCGAUCCUGAAACCUAAAGUCCUGCCGUCCACCGGCAAACCCACCAAACCGGAGCGGAGGGGGAGCACGACGACAACGCCAAUGACGACGGCAGCAUCUCUACACGAAACGUGGGAAGACUCCGACCUCUUCAAGUCACAGCCGACCUCUGACCUCGACGCCCAGGGGAAGAAGCGUUAUGUUGCUCCGCACGUCAUUUAUCAAACCGGGAAGAGAGCGGACGAGCCGUGCUCCAUCACGUCCUCGCUCAACUUCUUUCCACAGAACGAACGCAGUGACGCAAACUUCACUACUCCGCCCAAGACUCCGCCUUCUAACCUGACUGUGGUGACAGUGGAGGGAUGUCCGUCCUUCAUCAUCCUGGACUGGGAGAAGACAGACAACGACACCACUGAGUACGAAGUCAUCUCCACGGCUAAAGGACCUGACGGGGAACAGGUUUCUGUCCUGACCACCGAUCAGACGCACACUGCCGUGGAGAACCUGAAGCCUGAGAGCAGUUAUGAGUUCAAGGUGAAGCCAAAGAACGAGCUGGGAGCAGGUCCACACAGUGAGCCCGUCUCCUUCAACACCGAGUCAGCUGAUCCUCGAGUGAGCGAGAACAUCUCAGGCAAAGACGCCAUCUGGACGCAGUUCCCCUUUAAGACGGACUCGUACUCGGACUGUCACGGUCAACAGUUCGUGAAGAGGACGUGGUAUCGCAAGUUUGUGGGCGUUCAACUGUGCAACUCACUGCGCUACAAGAUCUACCUGAGUGACUCACUCACUGGUAAGUUCUAUAACAUCGGGGAUCAGACCGGUUUUGGAGAAGAUCACUGUCAGUUUGUGGAUUCUUUCCUGGAGGGAAAAACAGGACGACAGCUCAGAGCCGACCAGCUGCCGUCCAGACCCGGUUUCUACAGAGCUGUCCGUCAAGAGCCCGUCCACUUUGGACAGAUGGGAGGACACUCCCACGUCAGCUACGUGUCCUGGUACGAGUGUGGAACGCCCAUUCCUGGAAAAUGGUGAAUGGAAUCGUCACAGGAGCUUGACAGAGGGUUAAAGGUCAUAACAGACUCCGCCUUCUUUACCCAGUGCUGUAAAAACAUGUAGAGUAUAGUUGUAUUUGAAGAACAUAAACAUGCCUCAGAUUUAUCACAACAAGUUUAUAGAAGAGAAGGAAUAUUUGUUUGUCGCGUUUUAUUUUGAAGGGAAGCUGGCUCCCGAAAACACGUGUUAUUUAUCACUCUUCACUCGUUACUGUCGUCAGACGCUCUCGUUGUCGCCCUCUUGUGUUUCAAUGUUUAAAUUAAGGUAAAGAAUAUAUACGACGCUGUCUUUUAUAUGUAUAUGAGAAUAUUUUAUAGAUGCAUUUCACUCAUUGUGGCCUCUUUGAUCUACUUUGAUCCUUUGAUAUACCUUUUAAUUUACUUUGAUCUAAUCUACUUUGAUCUACUUUGAACUUCUUUGAUCUACUUUGAUCUACUUUAAUCUACUUUAAUCUACUUUGAUCGUAUCUACUUUGAUCCUUUGAUCUACUACAGUUGGACUCUCUGAAAUGACAUUUGUUGCCUUGGUCAAUAUUUGAGCUUCAGCUAAAUGUGUCUACUUGUUUUGUUGCUGUAGAGUUUGUUGAGAUUUGAAAAGUGUUCACGUCCAUUAUGUCCAUCACGUCCAUCACGUCCAUCACGUCCAUCAUGUCCAUGUCCGCACAGGUAGCAAUCAGUGAAGAUAUAGCAUGAGCUCAUUGUUAUGAUCCAUUGUGUAAAUGUUAAACUUUAAUUGCUGUAACAACAUUUACAUGAGCUAACGUGCUAAUCCUGGCUAAUCCUAAAACAUGGAGGACGGGUGUGGUAGCCCCGCCUCCUGUUCACAAGACAGUGAACUGUGCCUUUAACUUUCAGCUGUUUACAUGUCAAUAAAAAGACAAAAUGUUUCUAAACA